UACAGUACCAUUUAUUACCAGGACUCGGUGGCGUGCUCGGUUACAUGUCCGGAGCAGUCGACUGGAGGAAACUGGGGGUUCGGCCGGGAUCGGAGGACCUCGUCAGGUUCGGCAUCUGCUUCUCAAUCUUCGUUCUCUGCGCCGUUCUUAACCUCUUCAGUAUUCCCGAACAACCGCUGAGAAGGUCGAGUUCGUUCGAGAAUGAAGUUGAAGAUACGAACAAGGAUACAACAGUACGUGUGCUCGCCGUCAGCUAUGAAGAGCCGUUAGAUAGACCGUGUUCGUCCGGAAAUAAGGGUAAAUAUGGAUCAUUCGGGAAUGGAGUUGAGGAUACGAACAAGGAUACACUAGUACGCGUGCUGACCAUCAGCUAUGAACCGCCGUUAGAAAGACUGAGUGCGUCCGAAAAUAAGGUACUCACAGUCAGCACCAAGGACAGGCCCAGCGACCAGCAGAACGGUUUGGAACAAGGGUUUGGAAAUCGUACUAACCACUCCACUCAGGCGACACUCUGUCAGAGUGAAGACAAAGAUACUGCAGGGUACGUGCCUUCGGCCUUGGAGAAGAGCGUUAGCAUUUCUAUCCCGACAUUCUGUACUUCCAUCGUUAGAAUGCCUGGUAGUCUCGCAAGGCUCUGUCUCACGCAGCUUCUAGCCUGGCUGGGGUUCAUGGCUAUCAUGCUGUUCUUUACGGACUUCAUGGGGAGGCGGGUGUAUGGCGGCCACCCACAGGCGGCGGCCGGGUCCGAGGCUAGGCGGCGGUACGAGGAAGGGGUGGAGAUGGGGUGCUGGGGACUGACCAUUAAUGCUGCAGCGUGCACCGUCAUCUCAGGUGUGGCUGAUUUUUCCUUGCGCCGACUGGGCCUGAGAACUAUAUACAUGUGCGAAACGCUGCUGUUCGGAGUGAGCAUGGCGGGCAUGGUGGCUCUGGUCGAGCUGACGUCCGAGGGCUGGCCGUUCCUACUGCUGUGUCCCGCGAUGGGCCUCAUGUACAGCACACUGAGUAUCGUCCCGUACAGACUUCUCUCACAAUAUCACCGUAAUGAACAGUACAUAACUUCAGGUCCAGACAGUUCGGGCCGCCGGGGGAUGGGAGUGGACUGCGCCCUCCUCACGGCACAGAUCCAGCUCAGUCGGGUCAUCAUAGGCGCCGUCAUGGGGCCAGUCGUCAACGCCGCAGGCACCCUGACUGUAACUGUCAUCAUGGCGGCUGGUCUGGCGUUCUGUGCCUUCUUAGCUACCGCGUUUCUUGUACAGUACGAGACUUAAAGCUGUACAACGUAACUUGUGGAUCUUUUGGUGGUUAGCAGAAGAGAUUUCGCAAAAGAAAUUCGCACAAAUAUUCGUAGGAUAGAAAGGCCUACGACAACAAUGCAUGUUGCAAACAUCACCAAACACGAUAUAUAAAACCUAAAUAGAAUGUGUAUUUUCCUCUCAGUACGAGGACUUUGAUGCCCCCCCCGAGAUAGAAUGUUAACCCUUGACGGACAAGUGACUGCCCGAUAUACCUAAACCAGGGUACCAACUAAAGGCUCUGUGCUGCUAUAGUAUCGCCCUCUGCGUUGCAGACGAUGACAUACCCUCAUCGUUGUCGUUGUGGGCCUUCGUAGUACAAUGUAUGUUCUGUAUAUAUAGCAUUAUUGCCUGCGUUUACCGGAAGUAGACAUUUUGUAACAGGGCAACCUGCUUGACAUUUUAGUAUGGUAGGAGGAAAUAUUGCCAUAUUUAGGGAUUUCAGAACAAACACUGUGAUGUAGAACUUAAUGGAAAUUGUAACGUUACACCUAGGAGUGACUGAAAUAUAUGACUUCAUUCAUUGAUAAAG
Molecule: messenger RNA, 1824 nt
Organism: Branchiostoma floridae (Florida lancelet)
Lineage: Eukaryota; Metazoa; Chordata; Leptocardii; Amphioxiformes; Branchiostomatidae
Product: membrane-associated transporter protein-like
Exons: 3
Coding region: 45-1268 (407 amino acids)
Cellular component (GO): membrane
Molecular function (GO): sucrose:proton symporter activity
Source: RefSeq, a predicted model, not a curated record